AUGAGCGUGCUUGGUGAGCCUCCUCCCGGUAUCGACCUCACGGAAAACCGCAAUCGUGAAUUCAAUGCCUCCGCGGCAACAGUAUAUGGCCUUGCUGUCAUUGCCGUUGCUCUCCGUUUCUAUACAAGAACCAAGAUACAGAACUUCGCAAUUAAAAUCGAUGAUUGGCUAAUAUUACUUUCCCUCUUUUCGGUAACAUGCAGUUUCGUCCUUGCAAUAAUAGGGGGUAAUUAUGGCCUUGGGAGGCAUGUCUGGGUUAUACCUCUGUCUGACGUGAUGAUUUUAAUAAAGAUCCAUUAUAUAUACAUGUUCCUGUAUAUCCUCAACGUCCCACUCAUCAAAUUCUCAAUCCUGUUAUUUUAUCGACGUAUCUUUGGGAUGAAUUGGACGAUGUGGGUCUGCUUUUUCCUUUCUGGCGGCUAUUACAUCGCAUGCACCGUCACUCUCCUCGUUUCUUGCCAGCCUAUAUCCUAUUACUGGACCCAGGUCGAGGACGCGAAGUCUGGACGUUGCCUCUUCCAUCCACACGUCUUUUACCUCGGAAAUGCAGCAGCAAAUGUCGCUACGGACGUAUUGAUUCUUCUUGUUCCCAUACCGCUGAUCUGGAGGCUUCAGAUGCCCAGAACGAAAAAGAUCCUAGUAUCCAGUUUGUUCUUGUUAGGCACCUUUGUCUGCGUCGUAAGUAUUGUUAGGAUAAAAUUUAUGGGCGACCUCGCGAGAGCAAAGGACGUUACAUUCAUUCUCGUCAAUAUUUUCCUCUGGUCCUUCGUCGAGCCAUGCCUUGGCAUUGUCUGCGCCUGCCUACCAACCCUACGCCCUCUUCUCCAGCGGGUGAGCCGUUCUGUAUUUGGGACGGAAUUUGGGAAAAGCAGCAGUACUGGCCCAGGCAUUACACCUGCGUUGGUGCGAACACAACAAAGUACUACGGUGGACGGGACCAAGAAGAGCGGGUUUAAACGAAUUAAAGGAAAUACAGUGGAUGAGACGACAUCUGGAAACGGUCGAAUGCGCUUGCGACCGGCGGAUGACGAGACUAUGCUAACGACAGUCUCUGCGCAGUUCGAGAUGGAUGAUUUUAGAAGAAAUGGGACCAGUGACAUUGACUCGGAAAGUCAGACCCAAACCACACCUCCAAUGGGUAUCAGGGUGAAAACGGAUUUCGGCUGGCAGGAGCAUGUGCAGUAG
Molecule: messenger RNA, 1185 nt
Organism: Blastomyces dermatitidis ER-3
Lineage: Eukaryota; Fungi; Ascomycota; Eurotiomycetes; Onygenales; Ajellomycetaceae
Exons: 5
Coding region: 1-1185 (394 amino acids)
Source: RefSeq, a predicted model, not a curated record